CCGCGAUAUAUAUAUAUAUAUAUAUAAACCCACGACGAAAGAGAAGUAAUUCCGGCUUACGAAAUUCCGUGUUUCUGGGUAGUGAGGAACUUUGUGUCAACACAAGCCUCCGAAUCUUACUAGAUUUGGAACUUUGUAUCAAAACAAGCCUCCGAAUGCUACUAGAUUUCGGCUACCCAGGUACGUACGUGUUACGCAUGUGCUAUAUAUAUAUAUAGACACACACACAUCCAAUAAUUUAUGUGUAUGUCUAUUUGUUUCCAUUCUUAAACUUUGGCUGCGUUUUCCUCGUUUCCUCCCAGAUUAUCUCGAACUUCAUAUGAUUAAAUCUUCCAUCGCACUGAUAUCUUUUCGUUAUUAGGGGUUCUUCUAUCUUCAAAGAUUUUGGAUUCUGGGCAACCACCAUUCUCAUUGAUUUUGCCCUCUUUUAUUUUUAAAAAUUAUCUUUUCAUCCCCUUGUAGAUUUGGGCUGAAUUGUUACAUGAGCAUUCGCAUUCUUCUCUAGAAUUUCCUAAUUUGGAGUCUUGUAGAUAUAUCUGAGCAAGUUUUUCUGGGCAAGUUUGGAUUCUAAAUUGGCUUGGAAAGAAAUGAACAGUAAAUUAUGGAGAUGGGGUUUGGGUUUGACAUAUAUAGUUGCUGUUGCGGCUAUCUGGAUAGCUGCCAGUUUUGUGGUACAAUCCGUUGUUGAUGCCGGCGUAUCGCCUUUCCUCAUCACGUACAUAUGCAAUUCAUUGUUUGUCAUUUACAUUCCCCUAGUAGAAAUCGGACGCUAUUUGGAGGAUAAUUAUGGGGGUUUAUUCUUUUGGAGAAGUGACAAGAGUAGUUCUUUGCAAGAAUUAGGUCAGUCGGAGAAGGCGAUUCUUCUUGGAGAGAGUGAUGACGGUUAUGCAAAAACCGAAGAUUCUCUGCCUAUAGAAGUAGAAGUUAGUGAUCAUGGAGAAGAUAUUGAUCCCGAGAGAAUAGAUGUCUCCGAAGAGCUCGAAAGGCCUUUGCCUACACAAGAUAAUGUCAACGAAGUUGGAUCUAGAGAAGUGGAUUCAAAAGGGCGUUGGACGCGCAUGAGAGUAGCGAGAGUUAGCCUGUUGAUCAGCCCCUUUUGGUUUUUGGCACAACUCACUUUUAACUUGUCAUUGAAGUACACAAAAGUCACGUCCAACACCAUCUUAAGCAGUGCAUCAAGCCUUUUCACGUUUUUGGUCUCGCUUGCAUUUUUGGGCGAAAAGUUUACAUGGUUGAAGCUUUUUAGCGUUCUUCUUUGCAUGGGAGGAACAAUAUUUGUCAGCCUCGGUGACUCACAAAGUGGUUUGAGUGCUAUUGCUUCAAACCCUCUUCUUGGAGACAUUUUUGCUCUUGUCUCUGCUGCGUUAUAUGCUGUGUAUAUUACCCUCAUCCGCAAGAAAUUACCGGAUGACGAUGAAAGAAGUGGUUCUCCCAGUAUGGCUCAGUUCCUGGGAUUUCUAGGACUAUUCAACCUUAUUCUUUUCUUCCCAGUUGCCCUUAUACUCCACUUCACCAAGCUGGAGCCCUUUGAUGUGCUUACUUGGCCGCAGGUUGGUCUAAUCAUCGGUAAAGGUUUGUUGGAUAACGUGUUGAGCGACUAUUUAUGGGCGAAGGCGGUUAUUCUGACUACCACCACAGUCGCAACAGCUGGUCUCACCAUUCAGGUCCCAAUGGCUGCAGUUGUUGAUUCUCUCACUGGCCAUGCCCCUCAUCUUAUGGAUUAUCUUGGAGCUGCGGCUGUCAUGGUUGGCUUUGCCGGCUUAAACAUUCCAUCUGAUGCAUUAAGCAGAUCGAAAGAAACCACUGUUGAAGAACUAAAGAACAGAAUUUCUGUAUCAACUGGUCUGGACCGAAAUCCGACUCACAACCACCCAAAUGCAGGUGAUCCUUGAUGUGUUUUUGUUGGCAAGACUAGCAAAUUUGAACAUAAGGUGGUCGUCCGUGUCAAAAAUGUACCAUAGUUAUUUUACGCAAAAUUCGUUCUAACACUCAAUAUUAUUAUUAUUCUUUGUGAAAGCGUCAAGUCAUAGAUAAAAAGUGAAAUCAAGAGAAGCGAAUCUUUUUUUUUUAUAUAUAAUUAUUUCACGUAUUUGUCAUCAAUCUUCUUUCCUCGAAGUGCUGUAAUCCAAGAGCCAAGUCUGUCAUUAAUCUCAUUUUCCAUACGG
Molecule: messenger RNA, 2165 nt
Organism: Morus notabilis
Lineage: Eukaryota; Viridiplantae; Streptophyta; Magnoliopsida; Rosales; Moraceae
Exons: 3
Coding region: 588-1892 (434 amino acids)
Biological process (GO): transmembrane transport; regulation of peptide transport
Cellular component (GO): membrane
Molecular function (GO): transmembrane transporter activity
Source: RefSeq, a predicted model, not a curated record